UCCAGGGCCACUACAGUUGAGAGAGUCAAAAAAGUACAAAAAAUAACCAAAGAAAGAUAUGAUCGACAAUUGAGAGUCUUUGAAAAUUUAGACAAGGGAGAUUCUGUCUUAGUCUAUAAGGCUUCACAAGCUACUUCGAAAAGCAACAAACUCGACUCUAAAUGA
Scutellospora calospora is the source of this 165-nucleotide messenger RNA. The record is from the annotation of a GenBank genome assembly. Lineage: Eukaryota; Fungi; Glomeromycota; Glomeromycetes; Diversisporales; Gigasporaceae.